AUGGAAAAUGAAGUUAACGAAACCCGUAAUAUGCUCAAUAAGCUGCUCAUCUCAGCCGAAGAUAACCAUAUUUUGAAAGAAACUUCAGAGAAGCGUAUUGCACUAGGUCUUCACAAGACAGAUUAUAAUACUGGAUACGAUCGAAAACUUAUCGAAGUGUUCCACACGAGUUCGAAUGUGGUGCAUAAUGCGCAUAACGAUCAUCGAAUCGCAUCAAAGAAUACCGCUAAUCAACAGAGUUACAUCGAAACGCUUCUUUCUGUGAACAUAUUUGUUUAUAUUCGAUUGUUAUCGCUCGAGAGCAAUCGUCAAACCAUUCUUUUCUGA
This is a messenger RNA of Anisakis simplex (herring worm), 327 nucleotides long. The record is from the annotation of a GenBank genome assembly. Lineage: Eukaryota; Metazoa; Nematoda; Chromadorea; Rhabditida; Anisakidae.